AUGCUCAUUGUCAUCUCUUUAUGCCAACAGUGGGAACUGCUAUGGUUUGCGAUCCUCACCUUCACCUUCUUCCUCACCCUCACCUGGUUUUAUUUCUGGUGGGAAGUUCACAAUGACUACAAUGAGUUCAACUGGUUUUUAUAUAAUAGAACAGGACACUGGGAUGACUGGUCCAUUCCAAUCCUUGUCACUACUGCUGCAGGAUUUACGUAUAUUACAGCACUCUUGAUAUUAGCACUAUGCCACAUCGCUGUGGGACAGCAGAUGAACUUACACUGGCUUCACAAGGCUUUCCUUGCUGCUGUUCUGAUUGCUACAGUUGUAGCUAUGGCGUCCAUAGAACAAAUGUGGGAAGAAGAAUGGGGAGUCCUAUUAAUUUCCUUCCAGGCGACGGCUCCAUUUUUGCACAUUGGGGCCCUGGUUGCCAUUACUAUGCUGGCGUGGAUCAUCGCCGGUCAGUUUGCACGGUCAGAAAAGGCCGUGUUCCAGAUUUGUCUCAUCCUGGCAUAUUUGGCUGUAGUCAUUGCACUGUACCUUGUCCCCCUCACCAUUUAUUCCCCAUGCAUCAUGGACCGGAAGGAUCUGGGGCCAAAGCCCUUGAUCAUUGGCCAUCAAGGUGCACCAAUGCUUGCACCAGAAAACACAAUAUUGUCUUUUAAAAAGGCGCUAGAACACAAAACUUAUGGCCUGGAGGCAGAUGUCAUGGUAAGCCAUGAUGGGAUUCCAUUUCUCAUGCAUGAUAGCACACUCCGACGAACCACGAACAUCGAACGAGUCUUUCCUGAGUUGGCCUCCGAACAAUCAUCCAUGCUUAACUGGACCAUCCUUGAGAGACUGAACGCCGGGGAUUGGUUUCUGAAGACCGACCCCUUCUGGACAGUCAGUUCCCUUUCCCCCGUUGAUGUCACUGUGGCUGGGAACCAAUCCGUCUGCAGGCUGACUGAGCUCUUGGAGUUGGUGAAGGAAAGUAACGCGUCCAUCCUACUGAAAGUCCACUCUGUCCCAUCUGACCAUCCUCACUAUGGAGAUUAUAUUAACAUUACUGUCAACACCGUCCUACAUUCUGGAGUUCCACAGCAGCAGGUUGUCUGGCUCUCUGAUCAUGAGAGAAAUUUAGUCCGAAAUGCUGGCUCCAGGAUUCCAGCAGGCCUCCAGUGUGAAGAGAGAUCCACAAUACUUGGACAGAGACAUCACCUUCAUGAACCUGAGGUAUACUGA
Staurois parvus is the source of this 1218-nucleotide messenger RNA. The record is from the annotation of a GenBank genome assembly. Lineage: Eukaryota; Metazoa; Chordata; Amphibia; Anura; Ranidae.